Messenger RNA from Entrophospora sp. SA101, 717 nucleotides. NCBI's taxonomy places the organism in Eukaryota, Fungi, Glomeromycota, Glomeromycetes, Entrophosporales, Entrophosporaceae. The record is from the annotation of a GenBank genome assembly.
AUGACAAUUGUAAACAAUCAUACCGAUCAAACUGCCAGUUCAUUGCUUAAGAGCGAUCCCAAACUUUCGUCUGGCGAAGUAAAAGUCGAUACGAAUAAAUAUGGAAAAUUAGCAACCGAAGAAACAAUAGCAAAAACCAAGGAGGCAUUAGAAACCAAAGGUCAUCAAGUUACUGUGUUGAAUACAAGUGAAGAAGCAUAUGAAUUUUUGAAAAAAUUGAUUCCUGCAAAUGCCUCGGUUAAUAACGGACAUUCCACCACAUUGGAAGAAAUUGGAUUUAUCGAAUAUUUGAAAACAGCAAAAGAAUGGGUUAACGUUCAUGCAGAAAUUUUGGCUGAAAAAGAUUUUGCAAAGCAAAGUGAAAUACGUAGACUCAAAGGUUACAACGUUGAUUAUUAUUUGUCUUCUGCUUCUGCUAUUACUGAAGAUGGUGUAAUUAUUGGGGUUGAUGCAAGCGGUAGCCGUGUUGCAGCAUGGGUAGAUACAGCCAAAACUCUUGUGAUUGUAAGUGGUACAAAUAAAAUCGUAAAAGAUGCUAAUGAAGCAGAAGAACGUGUAACAAAAUACUCUUUUGAACUUGAAUCAGCACGUGCGAGAUUAGCUUAUGGAGUUCCUGGCAGUCAAAUUUCUAAUUAUGUCUCGAUUAGGUCUGCAAAUCCUUUCAGUCCAACAAAACGUGUCCAUGUUGUCUUAAUUAAAGAAGUCUUGGGAUACUAA